This is a messenger RNA of Pectinophora gossypiella (pink bollworm), 4980 nucleotides long. RefSeq lists its product as uncharacterized. Gene Ontology annotation, biological process: DNA integration; proteolysis. The transcript has 2 exons. Gene Ontology annotation, molecular function: nucleic acid binding; aspartic-type endopeptidase activity. Bases 132 to 4187 code for a protein of 1351 amino acids. Lineage: Eukaryota; Metazoa; Arthropoda; Insecta; Lepidoptera; Gelechiidae. The record is from RefSeq and is a predicted model, not a curated record.
UAAUUCCAACGGCGGCGUGCAUUGUCUCCAAUGUAAGCAAAGAAAGGCAUACACAAGGUAAAGAUACUAUAUUGUGUUGCUUAUGUGGCAAAAAUAAUCAUGUUAUCUUUCAGUGUACAAAGGCAAACAGCAUGACGUUGGAGGAGAAAAUGAACAGCAUCAAAAAAUCUGGUUUUUGUUUUAUCUGUCUCAAGAAGGGUCAUUUAGCAAAUAAAUGCAAAACAUUUACAAAAUGUUUGUCUUGCCAUAAGAGACAUAAUGUAAUCCUGUGUCCCAACGUACAUAAAACAGAAAGUACCCUGUUUACUAAACAUAAUGAAACUUUUUUACAGACAUUGAUAGUAACAGUCAGCUAUAACGGGAGAAACAUGAAAGUUAGAGCGUUGUUGGACAGCGGUUCGCAAAGGUCGUACGUCAAGAGUUCGGUAGCAAAAGAAUUGAAGCUAGAGAAGGUAGGAACAGAAAACAUUAAACACACAUUGUUCGGAGGUACCACGGGACCCGCUCGAGUCUACAAUCAGAGAAAGUUAAACGUAAGUAAUAUAGAUAACUCAUUCUCUUUUCAGAUGUUAGUACUGGAGCAACCAAACUUGUGUGGGAGCCUACCUAGUAUAAAGGAUGAUGCAACUUUGUUGCAAGAAUUAAAAAGCCAUAAUAUUCAGAUCAAUGACAAGAACAUUGAAAUAGGGCUUUUGAUAGGUUCAGAUUACUUUGGGUCCAUAAUGACAAAUAAUUUGUUUUCCAUUAAUAAAAGCUUGCUAGCAGUGGAGACAAAAUUAGGAUGGACAAUACAAGGACCUACACAAAUGAAUGAUUCCACCGUGAACAAUGUCAGUGUGUCAUACGUGUCACAAUCAGAUAUUUGUAAUUUAUGGAAUAUUGAGCUGUUAGGCAUUAGAGACCCCUAUGAAAAACAGGAAAAAGAAGUGAUCAAAGCAGAAAUAUUAAAAUGUUUUAAUAAUAAUAUUUCAGUAAAUGAAGAUGGCCGCUAUGAAGUAUCUCUGUUAUGGAAGGAAGGGUGUCCAGAGCCUGACGCAAACUACGACGUAGCGCAAAAACGACUGCAGAGCACUACGAGAAAACUUAUAAAAACAGGUAACCUUCAAUCAUAUUCUGAUGUUUUUAAAACAUGGCAGAGAGAAGGUAUCAUUGAAGAAGUGAUAGUGGACAAUAAGAAUGAAGGCCACUACAUUCCUCACCACACUGUCAUAAAGCCGUCUAGCACGACCACGAUGUUACGACCCGUGUUCGAUGCGUCGGCUAAAGACUGUAAAGGUUUGUCUCUGAAUGACUGCAUAGAUAAAGGCAUUAACCUUAUUGAACUCAUACCUAAGCUGUUAAUUUUAUUUAGAAGAGGAGCUUAUGGAGCGAUUGCAGACAUAGCUAAGGCUUUCUUACAAAUCUCAGUCUCGAAGAAUGACAGAAAGUAUUUAAAAUUCUUGUGGUGGAAGGAUUUUGAAAUGCAGCAAGAAGUAGUUACUUAUCAACAUAAUAGAGUUAUGUUUGGGGUGAACUGUAGUCCCUUUCUUUUGGCUGCCACAAUUAAUUUCCAUUUAGAUAACUGUGGUAACAAGUAUAGAGAAACAGUUCAAAAGUUAAAAGAGUCCUUUUAUGUGGACAACUGUACAGCCAGUUUUGAUACAAUAACACAACGUGAUAACUUCAUUUCACAGUCGAGAGAAAUAAUGGCGAUGGCGAAAUUCGACCUACGUGGCUGGGUUACUGCUCCUGAAAGAAUGGAAGGAGCUGUGAAAGACACCCACGUGCUGGGAUUAACGUGGAAUACCGAAGAGGACACUUUAUGCUGUAACAUCAAUUCUAAUGAAAACUAUAAAGGAAAAAUCACAAAGAGAUAUUUACUGUCCGUGACACAGCAAAUUUUCGACCCUCUAGGAAUCGUCUGCCCGGCGACAGUUGUACCUAAGCGCCUACUCCAAAAAGUAUGGAAAAGAAAAUUCGACUGGGAUGAAGAAAUAUGUCCAGAGCUAGCACGUGAAUUCAAGAUAUGGCAAAGUACAAUACAUCUACUAAAGAAAUGCAAAAUACCUAGACGGUUAACAGCAGCACCAAUUAAGAAGUGUAAUAAUAGCAUCCACACUUUUUCAGAUGCAAGUGAAGACGCAUAUGCGGCCUGUGUAUACCUGCGGACUGAACAGGAAGGCAAGGUGCAUGUACAACUCAUAAUAGCUAAAAGCAGAAUCGCCCCAGCGAAUAAGAAGAUGUCUUUGCCACGGUUGGAGUUGAUGGGGGCUGUGAUAGCCUCGCGACUGUACAGAGAGGUCAUUGACAGUGGACUCAUGACACCAGAAACAAAUUAUAAUUCUUAUUUUUGGACAGAUUCGACCGUAGUGCUUGCAUGGGUAAAACAACAGCGUCAAUGGAAACCAUUUGUAAGCAAUAGAGUAAAAGAGAUAUCAAGAAACUCAGAUAUAGACUCAUGGAAUCAUAUAUCGGGGGAUUGUAAUCCUGCGGACCUGCCUUCUCGCGGUUGCAAUGCAAAUGCGCUGCUCGAGAAGCGUUGGUGGGAAGGACCGACGUGGUUGCGUAACAGGCAGGAUUGCUGGCCCAUAUCAAGUUCAAUACAGGCUAAACCAAAUGAAGAAAUUGUAAGAAAAGAAGAAAAAUCACAGUCUCACGUAAACAUGUCUGUUACUGAACCUCUGUUUAGUAAGAGGUUGUUGUAUUUUUCAAAAUACAACAAAAUAAUCAGAUUGGUAGCAUGGUUACUUCGUUGGAAUCCUAAGAAGGAGGAUUUCGCCGGGGGACAUUUACCAAACAACUUCAAGACACGACAAAGCAGCGACGGUGUACUUAGAGUCAAGACAAGACUGGAACUAAGUCACGAACACAAAGAUUUCGUAAACCCGAUACUGUUAUCUGGAAAAAACGAAAUCGUGAGACGGUUCGUACGACAGCGACACGAGAUUCUACAACACGCAGGGACACAGACUUUAAUGUCUAGCAUCAGAAAUGAAUUCUGGGUUUUAGGCAUAAGACGUCUCGCAAAAAGAGUUGUUUCAGAAUGUGUCAUCUGCAAGAAGUACAAAUGUAAACAUUACGAAGUUCCAGAGGCACCCCUGCCCACAGACAGAGUGGAAAGUGUGACGGCCUUCCAGACUACAGGCAUAGAUUUUGCGGGACCGUUGGUUCUACGAAAUCAGACGAAAUGUUGGAUCGCUCUAUUCACGUGUGCGACAUAUAGAGCAGUACACCUCGAACUAGUGGAGUCAUUGUCAACAAACAGCUUCAUAAUGGCACUACGAAGAUUCAUUGCUCGAAGAGGACGAAUACAAGUCAUAUACACGGACAAUGGAACAAAUUUUCAAGGUACUGCUAACUUGUUAAAUAAUGUGGAUUGGAAGGAAGUCGAAGUUACCACAGCCGUACUACCACAGCCGAUAAAAUGGAAGUUCAUCCCGCCCGCUUCUCCUUGGUGGGGAGGAUGGUGGGAACGUCUGGUGCGCGUCAUGAAGGAAAUGCUACGUCGGAUAUUGGGAAAAGCGUCAUUAUCAUGGAUAGAGCUGACCACCCUGCUAUGUGAAUGUGAGUCGGUUAUGAAUAACCGUCCCUUGACGUAUAUAGCUACAGACGACGACACGCCACGCCCCUUGACACCCGCUUUAUUUUUACAGGGACUAUCCACGGCAGAGACACCUGAUUUAGACGUAAUCGAUGCUCACAAUAUGAACAUCAGAUUGCGGUACCUGCAGACCCUGCGGACGGAGUUUCGACAGAGAUUUAGAAAUGAAUAUAUUUCGUUACUUAUUAGCAAGAACAAAGGUAAGUCGAAAUUCCCGUCGGUAGGCGACGUUGUCUUGAUACAGACUGAUGCAGGUCGUCUCUAUUGGCCUCUUGGCAUAAUAAAAGAAUUGGUUACAGGUAACGACGGCAUAACAAGAGUCGCGAAAGUACAGACUGCGAUGGGAGAGAAGAUAAGAAGUUGUCAACGCCUCUACCCAUUAGAAUUGUCGGCAGUCACUGACGAGUGGCAUACACCUACUGUCCCUAAGCAAGGUGAGCCCGACAGUGCUGACUUGCGGGCUGGAUCUAGCUGUGUUCUAGACCCAACUGCAAACUCUCACAUUGACGAGACACCCGCGAUAACAGUGGGUGAUGAGUCACACCCCUCGUCUACCACUACAAGACACGGUAGAGUCGUUAAGCUCCCACGCAGAUUUUUGGACUGAAUAUGUGGUAUGUAGAUCCCUUUCUAAUGUGUAAUAAGCAUAUUGACUUGCCUAUAAAUUUGGUAAAUAACAAAUUUGGUGAAUUUGGACUGUGCCAGUGGUUUUUGUUCUUGAAUUGUCUACGUGACGAGUGAAUUUGGAGAAUCUGACAUUUAUAUUAUGUGUAUGAUCUUUAAUUUCGAAUGGUUAGCCUAUUGGGAAAAUUUAUGACAUGUUUACAAACGAAUAAUGACCUAAUGACUUAAUAAUGAAUAAUUUGAAUGCUAUAGAUUUGUAAUUCAGUACAAACACAUUGUGAGAUUUGUUUAUUUUAACAAUUGUGACGUAGAAUAGUGUAAUAUGUAAAGUUCUAUUUCAGCAUAGGAAGACAUGUUGCACUAGCUUUUCUUUUGUAUGACGUAACCUCUUAGGAUGGUUGAUUUGUUUACCUUUACUUAACAUGUUACAAUGUACUUGUAGCUAUUGUUUUGAUAACUUUGUACUGAUGUAUUACAAUUUGUAAUUUAAUAUAUUUUUUUGACAAUUUCAAUUUUGUAUUGUAAUCUAGACUUGAAUUGUUAAUUGUAAAAUGGGUCUUAUUUCGUCAUAUUCUGCAGUGGUUUUUUUUAUUGUUUGUUAUUGACAAUGGUUCGGAGUUGCCUACUUAUUCCUUUCUUAUUUCGUGGUUUAGAGGAUGUUGUGAAUUAGUUGUAGUGGCAACACUAGCAUUUAUAAAAAAAAAAAAAAUAUAGAUUGUCAGACUGACGGAUGACAAUUGUCUUUUCUUUUUGAGACCGGGCUGCUCCGAACCCCG